AUGACGAACAACCAUAUGCUAUCUUCAACGUUGCGCGUCACUCGCCGCCGUUCUACCAAAGCUCUAAACGAGAUUUUUCGACCUUUUUCAGCCAGGUAAACUGAAUUUCGAAGCAGUUGAAGCAGAAAAAAACUUUUUUUCUUUUUAAUUUUGUAGAGAAGUCAGUCACUUUUUAGCUUUCAACUUUUCUCUGUAGACUUUUAUAUUUGAAAAAAAUAGUUGAGUUAGGCGCUCAAUUUUUUUGAAUUUCGAAUUUUUUUGAAAGGUUGGAAGCUCUCAUAGCUCUGAAAUAAUUAGUUUUAAGAUCGAGAAAAUUUUGAAAAACUUUGUUUUUCAUAUAAUUUUUUAGCGGUUUAUACUCGGAAAAGAGUUUCAUCAAUUUUACAAGGGAGAUUGUGGGAUGGACACCUUGAGUGAAGUUUUUUGCACUUUACAACAAGUCUUGAAGCCAUAAAAAUUUAUAACGGAUACGAAGUCAGAAAGAUGACUCAUCCUUCAGCUGGAAAUUUCAACUUUUUACCGAUUUUAUGGAUGCUAGGAAGAAAUUUCGGAUCCGCGAAUAUUCGUGAACGUGAAUUGUGCUUACACUAAUUUUGGGGGCUCGAAAAAUUUUUACUAUGAGCUCAUAUUCCAAAAAAAAAAAUUAGAAAAAAAGAACUAAUUGUCUUGAAUUUGGAAAAUUCAGUUGAUUUUCUCAUAGAAGUUCAGCUCGAAGAAGGAGUUUCAAGAAGUUUUAGACAGAAAAAUAAACCUUAUAAAGUUUAUUUAUCAUUGAAACUGGAAGCCAUAAGAAGUUUAAAGGCCAAACGGAUGACUCAGCUGGCAUUUCCAUUGUCAAUCUUGCACGAGAGUCGCGCUUCCCUAGUCAAAAUAAGAAGAGAAAAUCGAAAGGUUGGCGCGAGUCCAAAUUGGGGUGUGGCUGGAGGUCCGGCUCGUUUACAUGGGUCCUCCUCAUCACAGCAUCUGCUGCUCUUUCAAAACUCCGAAUUUUCGUCAAUUCUCCAUUUCCUUUUGCACUUUUUCGGCCUACCAGUGGACAAUAUACUGCCUUUUGAAGAUUUGAGAAAGAUUUAUGAGAAUGAGGUCAUAAAAAUGUUAUUGGAAACAUUGGAGAAAUUGAAUGGCUAAAAUUUAUCAUCUUUUCCGCUGUUGUUCUUUGAUGCUAUAGGUCAAAGUUGAAUUUUCGAGUUUUCGACUAAUUUUUCUUCUCGAGGCUCUCCCUUCUGAGAAGACAGAGCACGAGAAUUUUUUUGCAUUUUUUUUUACCAAUUUUUUAAAAUUCUUGUGUAGUUUUCUAAUUGAAAUUAUGACGAGAUCCAAAAAAAUUGAAAUUUUCAAAAUAUUUUAAUUGCAUCCAUUCUGCUUUAAUCGACUUGAAAUGUCACAUUUUUUUAGAGAAAUGAUCAUUUCGAACUGAUUUUGAGUUUUUUUUUUGUUUUUGCUAUCGGUUUCGUAUGAAGUAUAACUUGCUCACAAGUGAUUUUCUUGAACUAAAAGUUAUGUCAAAGUUAAUAUUCAAAUUUAAAAAUUUUUACCAGGAAUAUAUUUUUUUUAGUAAUUUUUUUCGAAAGUAAAAAAUCUCCUGGAAGAAAAUCACAAAAAGGCCAUUUUUCAUCUUUCAAGCUUGGCAAAACCUUGUUUAAAAGUUUUGUAUACUUUUUCAGUUGGUGUGAUAAAAAGUAUGAGCUCUGUGUUGUGCUCACUGUACAUCUCAGAGAACUUGUGUUAAGUUGAUUCUUAUCCGAUAAUUUCGAAGAAACAAGUUCUGAAUUUCCGAGGCUCGAACCCCGAAAUCUUCAGUUCUUUUUUUUUGUUCUCCGCUACCCUCAUUAUCUAUACAAAUGCAAUGCGCGGUGUGUGGGCACAACUGCAUGCCCAAUUCGCGGGUCUCGGACCUUUGAACUCUUUCAGAAAAGCUUUUCUCGUCCCUUAUAACAUAUUCGCUUCACACUUGCCGUUGUCCCUAUUCAGAACAACUUCUCCCAUUGUCGAAGUUUUCUUUUCCCGAAAGAUUUUUGGUUUCGACCCUGUUGCUGAUCUAUUUUAACACUGAAAUAUGAGAUGAUAAACAGAAAAAUGCUUGUUUUUCCAUGUCCCAACAACUUUUUUGCAUGUUUCGAGCGGCUCGAAUUGCACGGAGAUAGAUAGCUUUUCAUUUUGGCGCAGUUGAAAAAAAAAGAACCCGAGUUGAAAAUUUUGUUGAGGGAAAUUUUUUUUGGAAUGUUCAGUACAAAGAUUUGAUUGCUUCCCUAUUUAUUUUUUUAAAAAAACUUCAAUUCUUUAUAUCUUCUGCGAUGAAAGUUCAAAGUACAGAAAACAACUUUCUAACUUUAAAAUAUGAGUCAAAAAGUGUAGGAGAAAACGUUUUCUGGCGUCCUUCAAAAGCGAAAAGUUUUUUUUUAAAUUUUAAUAUCGAGAGCAUUUCUUGAUUUUUAUGCCAAAGCCUUCUCCUUCUUCGAAAUUUGUUGUCGGAGCGGUUGGGACUAAUUUUUCGGUAAUAAUUCACGAUGGAAAGAGCCGAUCAACAAGAAUACCCAAAUAAGCGUUAUGAAAGUAGGAAAUUAUUUUUGUUCGGCCGUGAUCCGUUCAGACGGUUCAGUACAAGAGUUGGCAAACAGCCAAAACGUCAAAUUCCACGCUUGAUGUUUGCGUGAGCCUAGAGAUGCCGCCAAGUGGCUGGGAAAUUCGGGUUUAAACUUUUUCGGAUCAUUUUUCGAACAGUUUGCUGUUAAACAAAAUUUUUCAAUUGCGUAAAGCUUUUUUUGCUUUUUUUCCCGCUCUAACAGAUUUUAAAAAAGUUCAUUAUUUUUUUGAGCGUCCAAGGGUGAAUAUCCUUUCAUAUAAUUCGUCCGCGAAUGUCUAAAAAAGUAUUUGUUUUUGGACCUGUGAAUUUUCAGCUUGAGUAGAAAGAUUGAUGUUCUAGAUUGUUAUUUGAAAGUUCCAAGCUUUAAAUUUUUUGUUUUGCAAAGUAGAGUUUUUCGAAAGUUUAGCGGUUAGAACAAUAUUAGGAAAAACGAGUUUUGAAAGGUUUUUUUUUGAAAACCUAGGAAGUACUGUAGGUGAGAACUCGCAAGGAAGAUAAUUUUAUUUUACGAUUCAAAAAUUCCUGAAAAUUUACCAAAAUGCCUUUUGAUGUACCAUAUCAUAAUCUUGAAUCUGCACAAAUUCGUAGUUUUUGAGAAGAGAAACCUCAAAGUCAAAAAAGAACCUCAAUACCCGUUGAAAUAGGCUUUUUUGGAGCUUAUAUCUUUGCCAAAAAAGCUCUUAUUUCUCGAAAACUAAGAAGAUUUGCAGGUUGAGACUUCCAAGACCAUGUUUUGGUAAAUCAAGGAGUGUUCAGACCAAUUUUCAGGAAAUUUUGAAUCGCAAAGUAAAAUGACUUCCCUUGUAGGACCAAAACACAUUUUUAACCGAAUUUCAGUGAAAAUGAGAAAUAAAAUGACCGCCUUCCUUGUCAAAAUGAAAAGCUAUUAUUUCUCUAUGUUGAAUUAAUUGCACGCGAAAUUCCAGCACAUCCGGUGAUAAAUUGGGGAAAAGACGAUUUCAUCUCGAAGCACGAAUGGAAAUAUUCCCACGGCUGACGUCGUCAUUGCGAUUCUGGAAUUAAUUCGAGUUGAUUCUCAUUGACAAGUGCGUCGUCUGGCCCUCCCGACGGAGCCAUUAUUCCACGCGCCGCUGCUUUUCUUUCAUCUUCAUCCGACCUGGCUUGAAUACAUUUCGUUUCCGUGUGCACCUUGUUAUCCAGUACUUGGAGCAGUCUAGAUUUUCUGGGCUCUCUGAAUCUUGCUGUUUAUGCUCCUAGGACCGCUCUGAUUAGAGAGAUGAGAGCGCAGACGAGUCAGAGUGUUUAGAGGAUGAGAUGUACUCAUAUUGAACCGAGGUACAGCUUUUAGCCCCUAAAUUCUCUUUUUCUCUUUGAAAUUGACCAGUAUCAGCUCCAAAUUUCCGUUUGCGCUAAAUUUACUUCACUAGGGAACGUUUUUUACCCCCCGGUUGAACUUUUGCUGAAACUUUCGCCUAAGUGUACUUUAGGACCCCCUAAUCCCAGAACAAAAAGAAAAUUUCUCGCAAUAGACCUCGUUUUCGAGUUAGGACACUUCAAAGGCCCGAAAAAGCGCUUUUUGGCUUAAUUUGCGUAUUUCGCGGACUUUGAAGAUUCAUAAUUCGAAAACGAGAUCUAUUGCAAGAAAUUUUUUUCUUGUUUUGCAAUCAGGAGGUCCUGAAGUACAUUUCCGCAAGGUUUCAGCAAAAGUUCAACGGGGGGUAAAAAUGUUCCCUGGUCAGUAACUACAUCACAUUCUCACCAGAUCCUCUGAAACUUCCGAAAUAUCUCAAAUCCGACUUCAAGAGAGUAAUUUGAACGUUCUCAUCAAAUCUUGGUUUAUUCACUUUACCCUUUCCAGAAAAAAACGGAAUUGGUUGCAUAGGAAGAAAGUCGUUCCGAAAGCGAACUUUUCAAGAAACUCCGAGUCCCUCAUAGAAGGCCGAAUAGCUUAUGAUUUCUAAUAAAUUAUUCGGCUUUAGGUUUCGCCAUAAACAUUUCUCGUUAUAUGUAUAUUUUUCGCCAAAUAGAUAAGACAUCAAAAAUCAGCAGAUAUCUUGAGUUUGAAGUCUUUCCGAACCGCUGGCUUGGUACCGGAAGUCUACAGAGACGUUGAGCCUCUUUUUUUCUUUUUGCCUGAUCUUUAAAAUAUCAUUUCGAGAUAGCCGUGAAUGAACUAUAGCUUCCUAGAGCUUUUCUCAAUUUUUAUUCCUCCCAAAAAGUAGAGAAAAACGGAAAUUCGUGUUUUAAUUUGGAGAAAUGAUUGAGAGAAAUAGAUUCCCGUUACGUCUGGUCCCCGCGGAGACGUCACUCGAAGCGUUUGUUUCCCUCAUUUUGAAAUUUGUUGACGUCUUCCAGAUUCCCGUUUUUUAUGACGGAGAAAAAAGUUAUUCGUCUUUGCUUUUUUCAUUCCUUCAUUACGGAUUUCUCUUUUUUUGAAAAAUUCAUUACCCUUUGAAUCUGCCUUCAAGCUCAAAAAUUGAUUCUGAAGCUUUUGAACCUUUUUUUUUUGACUUUGAUCUGGAAAUUGAGUUACAAGAACUGACAAUCUUAGAAAAAAAUAUAUUCCCUUAUCAAAAAAUUUCUGAAAUACUAAUUGUUUUUUUUCUUAAAAUGCUUCUUACCGGAGCAAAUGGUCGCACAUAGAAUGGCUCAAAACAGAAUGGCUUGUUUAACUCGCUCCGGACCAGAAAUGACUUUCGCUUAACGAGUCGUAGGAUUUGUUCUAACCGCAACGCGACCGCGACGCAUCGAGCCAUUCCAAGUGCGACCUUCCGAAUGGGUUGAAUGAAUUCUUCUGCCUUCAUAAGGGUAAAACUGAGUCAUCGUUUUGACGCACCAAGAACAUUAAAGAAAAGUUUAUUUUUGUAAAGCAUAUCUCUAGAGCUCACAUGUAAGCGGAGCUCUUUUUUAUUUUUCGAAAGAAGAUUUCAAGAGAUUCCUUUUCCUUUUCAGAUGUCCUAUUUUAGGGCAUUGUUUUUGUUUUUGAGAAUCAUUAGGACGACGUCAUCUGAAGGGUCCUCGGGAGAUUCUGCAGAAAUCACUUGAGGCGUUUGUUCUUUGCCGUAAACACUUUGAGCACUUUCCGACAUGUGCGAACGAGAGGAAAAAGAAGAAGAAAAAGUAUAAAAAAGAUCUGAAGAACAGCGCGAAAACCGCUUACCAAACCUCAACGAGUUGUUAUUUUCGGAGGCAACACGGAUAGUUGAGUGCUCUUUUUUUUUGCUAGACUUUGAAUUUUUGGAAAACUUUUCUCACUCUGAGAUCUUUUGAUUUUGGAACUGUUUUCACUCCGGCUUCGUAUUUCCUUUUUUGCACUUGGAAUGGAUGAAUCACAAAACGCAUCAAGACCUAACGACCUGAUAUUAGUUUCGAGGCUUCGUUGUUUGCCUCUCUUAAUGGAUAUCCUUCGUUCCUUUCGUUCCUCCUGCUUUUUCCAUCUUUCCUGGUUAAGGUCGCAUCUUCACUUUUCUGAUAUUUGGUUCUGAACGUGUCGACGAAACCAUUUUUUGAGCAAACAGUUCAAAAAUUCAAUAAACGAAUAUUUUCGGCCUUUAUUCGCAGAAAGUUGAAAUUACUGUUUCAGGGAAAUUCAACUUUUUGUAAAAUUUUUGUUUAUAUCCAGUUUCAUAGAGCUAUUAGAUCCAAGUGAUUCAAAUGAUUCUAGCAAUAAAAAAAUGUAAACGUUUAGAAUUUUUACACUUUGUCGAUUUUGGAACGCUUGGAACAUAAAAUCCGCAGUUUUUUUUUUCCGGAUCCUUUAAAAAAAGUUAAAUCGAGGCGUUUUGAAAAAGUAUCUUGUUCAAUAUUAAAAUAUGAACCGGUCGGUUUGUUUCUUCAUGCACGGAAUCUCUAUGACAAAAAACUCGAAAACAUGACAAAUUUAGCAUAACUUCCGGUUUCACAUUAGAUAUAAAUCUGUUCUCAGUUCCUAUUUUUGUUCAUUUUUGUCUGUGUAUCUCUUACUUUAGAAAAAUGUUCGCUAGUUGAAGUUAUUUCAUCGAUUCAAAUUCGACCGAAAAACCUUCGAUCAGAGCAAAUCCAUACAAAAAAAAAAUAGAAAAUCGUCAAAAUAUCGAACAAAGAAAAGAAAAAUGAAUAACUUUUUGAUUUUAUUCAUUUCCUCGAAUAUAAUUCUCGCGUGACGAGAAAAUUUAAUGGCUCUUCGGCGGCGCGUGGAAAACGACAUCCGACGCGACAGCUUCCCGCUUUACUCCCGCCUUUGGUUUUCGGCCGUCCUGACUUUUCCCCUCUUUCCCAUCCAAUUACGGCCGUGUUCUCCGGACCCGGCUUCAUAUUCUGGUCAUUUACACGAAAAUUAGUGUUUUUGUGAUGCUACUUGAGCCGAGGAAAUCUUGUUUUUCGUUAUUUUUUUUUUCUCGCCUUCGUUCGCUGGCUUGAGCCAACUUCAAUUUAAGUUUUAUCCGGUAAUUUUUCCCUAAAAUUGUUCCCUAUGAGGGAUUUUGUGCAAGGAAACCAAUUUUUAAGGAUUUUACAGUAACCUGAGUUUUUUCGAUAAACUAGAGAUAUUAGAGAAGAAGUAACUUUUUCUAUUUUAAGAUUUCUUCAAUAAAAUGGAAAAUUUUUUCAGUUCUUAUUGCAUUUCAAGUUCAAAAAUGUCACUGAGGCAACGCCAAAAAAUGAAAAAAAAAGUACUUCUGAACUCAAAUUUGACUCCUGUUUUUUAUUUAAAGUUUUCUGCUAAUGAAAAGUGUUCUCGUUGAAAAAAUCAAACUUUGCUGCACGUUCUUUUUUUUCCUGCUGAACCUGGUUGAGUUACGUUAUAUGGAGAUUUUAAAAAAAGAUGGACUUUAAUAUGGAGUUAAGAAGGUGUUAUCAACAUUGAUAGAUAUAGUUUUUCAAAUUGCGAAAUUGGAAAACAGCUGCAUUUUCAAAUGGUCCUGAAUUUUCUGCUUCUUCCAUCUUUUCGAAUUCAAAGUUCUUUUCCUAGAAGAUGAGCAGAAACGUGGUUAACUAUGUUCAAAAACUAAAUUUGACAUCAGUUUAUUUUUCUUCUUUCGAGUAGACUUCCUUAUUUAAAAGGUACAGAGAAAUUUUCGUAAAAACAAAAAAACUUUUUUCUUUUACUUUCUAAGUUAUUUUCAAUUUAAUAUAGUAAGUAUUCUUAAGUUCUUUUUUUUAGAGGAUUUUUUUUAUGAUUUACAGAAGAAAAAUCGUUUGAGUUAAAACAAAAGUUACUCUAUUGAAAAUUUUCCUUGAUCAGUUUUGAAAAACUUUUGGAUUUCAUUUUUUCGCAUUACAAUUGUUGAUGAAGUUGUGUUCGUUAGGUGACAAAAGUCCACUUUGUUAGCAUGCACAUAACCUUUUUUAUUAGAAAUUCUCACGAAAGCCAUUUUAAAGGCAUAGGGGCAGUAAAAAACUGCGUUUCAGUUCAAAGCAGUACUUUGUAGAGCUUUUCAUUGCAAACCUAUGCCUUUAAAGGCCUCAUUUCGAAGUUACACGAUCACGAGCCAAUAAAUGUACAAAAUAACUUGUUGGCGUGUCAGCAUUUUUUUGAGACCUGGAAAAUGCUUUUGCUUUUUCUUUCUGUUUCUUGAAGAGUAUUUCAUUCAACUGCUAAUACUCAAAUAAUCGGCGUCUUGAGCAAAAAUGUGCAGGAUCUGGUGAGUUUCAGGUCACUGAUCUUGAGAAAAGUUCAAAAUUUCCCUCCUUUUCGUGUUGAAAAAUUUGGCGAUAGUUGAGAGUUUCCUAUGAAGUUUCUCAUUUCGGAGAGAAGUUCCAGAUUUUUCUGCACCUGCUUGGCAAUUCUCAUGUCCCAGGCAAAGUAUCUCCCGAAAAUCCUCUGAAAAAAGGGCUGAAUUUCGCAUUCCAACGGCAAAUUGGGUUGAAGUCGCGGCGUUUAGAAUUCGCACGGCGACUGAGAUUCUUCUUUUCUUUUUUUUUUCGAGUCACUGGCUUUACUCGAUGUUGAUGUUGCAAAGAUUAAGGAGACUUGCUUUCAAAAGGGACUUAUUUCCUUGUUCGGUAAUCUUCUUUUUGCUGAAUCUUUUUCUGCUUCGCGUAUUUUUUAUGGGCACGUGAUCGCACAAUUUUCGAUUUGUACCCAGUGAUCAAUAUCGUUUCGAACUUCUUACAGAGAAGGUCAUUUUACUUUGUGUUUUGAAAUUCCACGAAAUUUUGCCAGAUCACUUCUUGACGUACCAGAAGAAGGUUCUGGCAGUCUCAACCUGCACAGUCUUCUAGUUUUUCAGAAAUAAGGAUCCUGAGUCCAAAAAUAGUUAAUUUUGACGGAUUUUGAGCGCUUUUUUUUCGAAUUUGUGGCAGUUGUGCAGUUUUGAACUUUCAAAAUCUUCUUCUGGUACACCAAGGAGUGUUCUGGCCAACUUUCACGAAAAUCCCGAUUUUAAUGAACCUUUCAAUUUGUUAGCGGUGACCAGAGUUUCUGUGCCUCAAGCUCAGCGUUAGAUUUUUCCAAUUGGCGCUUCAAAAAUAGUCCAGUUUGGCCCUGGAAGUUUUUUUAACCCUGUAAACAACGACUUUUCGAGGCUCACUUUUAAAAAAAAAUUUUUUUCUUUUCUCAGAGCUCAAAAUUCACGGCUUUUGCGCCCUACUGCACUUUCAAUACAUACUUUGCUUUUAUUCUACCGAAAAUCUGAGCGUAGUAGGAGAGUUGGAAAGCACAAAAGAAGAGAAAAAGAACAUUGAGAAAGACCAAAGUGACGAAUUAAAGGUGUCGGAUUACCGUCUGUUAGCCUUUGUCGCCCCGUUUUUUGUGGUCUGGCUAAUCCUGCCGUUCUUUGCCUCGAAGGCUCAGAAGCCGAAAACUUCGGCUCAUCUUAUAUUCAGCCAUUUUCUCUCUCUUUUCAUCCAAGGAAGGCGAGAAAGUGCAAGAGGACAUGGGAUUUUUGUACAGUUGAAAAUUUAUUUUUUCGAUUUCUGUAGCAUCUUUGUCCAUUUUUUAAAUAGUAGAAUUUGAAAAGCUACAUCAAAAUGUUUCCUUAAAAAGGCAGGAUUUUUUAGAGCUCUUUAUAUCCGGAAACUUUCUUUUUUUAAGUUCUGGAUUAUUUAUUUAAGGCAGAUUCUUGUACUCAACCCUGGCCUUAUUUUUUCCGUCCCUCAUUUUCUUCAGUUUUUAACACAAAAUUACUCUCGAAAGCGAAUAUUUUUCAGGAGGUCGCAGUCGAUCGCCGGCGUUCGGGUCUCGCCACGAAUUCGCGGUCCAAUGCCCGCCAACACCUCCCUCUCACACACGAUCGACAUCUCCGUCGCCAUCCAGUAUGCAUUUUGGUCUUUUGAGCCAGUUUUUGAGUUUAGAAAGGAAAGACACCGAAAAUAAGAAAAUCAGACAUUGAACGACUUCUUAUCACAUACAAAAUAAUAAUUCGAUUACAGAUGCAACAAUUAAGAAAGUUCAGAAUAACGUUUCAAAAAGAUGACAUGUAAUUUUAAAACUGCAAAUAUAUAUUAUUUGUUCUAAUUUCUGAUCCUUGACAAUCCAGAAUGGUCCCUAUAGGGGUUAGGAAAAAAAAGCUAUCUUAAUUCAAAAUUAAUUUUUUCGUAUGGAAAUUUUUCUUCUCAUAGAGCCCAUAACAAUAAACGACUAGCAAGUCCCCUGUAGGGGCCACUUUUGAAAGCUUCAGGGCCUCUAUAGGGACCACUCUGGCGUUUCCAAGGCAGUAUGCAUUUUCCAAGGCAGUAUUUUGCAAUACGCCCACGUCUGUCUACAAAGAAAUAAUUCAAAAAAGUUCCGAGAAACGAUUAUCACGAACCUUGUCAUUAUUUAUCCUCAUAUGGAGGAAUUUUGCCUAAUUUUAGCCUUUUUCAGCGAUUUUUCGACUUCCGAAACAGCCAAUCAAGUGACGUGCGAGCUGUACGAAAAUGAUACGGAAAGCGAGGAAAAGUUUGUUUUUUUUUUUUUUGAAGCUUUUAAGGUGAAAGGUGAAAGUAGCAGUUAGAUUCCUUCUAAAAAGUAUUGAAUUUUGUAUGGAGCGAAAUGGAAAAACUUGAAAAACAUCUAUUUCUGAGAGUUAUACUUUUUACAGAGGAGAGUGAAAAAAAGUUUGAAGUUUGACAUUUGAAAAAAAUAACUUCUUUUUUUAUUUAACAACAAGUAAAAAAAUGACGAAAAAAAGUAAAUUAAAAAAUUUGAGGUCUUUAUUCUUUUAUCGGUAAGUAGUGGGAAAAGCAAAACGUUCAAAAUCAGAUUUUUUAUUUUUCAAUAAAACAAAUCGUUUUUGAGGACUUUCAGACCAUUAAAGGAGAAGCCAAAAUGAAGCGAAAAAAAAAUCAAAAAAAAAAUUACAGAUGGAAAAAAGUUGGCGUGGGUGCUCCGGUCAGAUUCUCGCGCAACAUCGAAUUCCCCACGAAAUUCGCCUAUCAGUUCACUUUCGAACGGACUCAGCUCAUCAAAGUCAACAUGUUAGUGGUUUGAAAUCAGAAAAAGGAAAAAAAAAAGUAUGGAAAAUCAUAAAACUCGGAACUUUCAGCUGCCGAUGCCACGACCACGACAUGGCCUCCUGUUCCGAUGACGUCAUGGCCACUAGCAUUUUUAAAGUAAUAGUUAAAUAAUUCCUUGGAAGGGUAAAUGACAAUCAAAAGACCUGUAAGCCAGAGGAACCUAACAAAAAAGUUUUUCAAUGAAAAGUUUGGUAUUUUCUGAAAAGUUAUCUUCGAAGGUUAGGAAUAGUUUUUGUGGUUUGAAAAUUGUUAGUUUUAGGUCUGAUUCUUGUUGAACACAGGCGAAUCGAGAGGGUACCAUAAUGUGUCCACAAAGGUACCUGUCAAAAUGGAUCAGGAAGACCCUGUAAUAUGUCCAUCGUGAGACCUCCGGCAUACCUUUUAGCUAUAUCUGAGCCAUCUCGGAGGUACUUCAGAGCCUCUCCCAAGCCCCUCUCCUUUCUCAGAGGUAUCCUCGAGGUACCAUCGUGAGACUUCGGAGCCUGUGAUAUACCUCAGACGGUGUCGCGGAGGGUCUCUCAGAAAUCUUUAUCUGGACCUUCAAAGGAUCUUCGAGAAAGCCUUUGGAAGCUUGUAAACUUAAUAAUAAUAAUUUAUUCACAGAUCAGUGUGAACCCCAACGAGUUCACUUUGAUCUACAAUUUGAAUAAAGAAGAAAGUUGGAGUAAAAAAAAUUGAGAUCAGUUAGGUCUUGGUGGAAUAGAGGUAAAACAUUCGUUGCGAGGUAAAACGACCAAUAAUUUUUUCAAAGAAUUAGGUGGAAGGGUGAACUGAUAUUUGGAUGUAAGUUUAUUCCAAAUAGGAAUCGUUUUGAAGAAAAAGUUGUUAGAAAACUGACCUUGAGAAAAACUUAAUUCAGAACUCACCUUUUUUGUCAGAAAAAUUAUAUGAAAAUCAAUACUUACUUACAGGUCGACGAGCUGAUCGGCUCCUUCGGUCUACAACUUCGGCGAAGCUUGAUGUUAGUUCUGCUCUCCUUUUGGAUAGAAGUCCUUUUUUCAGGAGAACCACGACGAUCGCUUCAACUCUGAGUACUUCUUCGCGACAUUCUUCCGAAUAUUUGGGCGGUCUCAUUAUUUCAGGUAAGGUUGUACAAGUGAACGAUUUUUGAGAAGUUUUGUACCGAAAAAUGUCGAACAAUUAUGUCAGAGUGGAUUUUCUAACUUUUUAAAAUCUCGAUCCAGAAGUAAAAAGUCCUGGAUUUUUUUUAUUUUCUGGAAAUAGGUCUUGAAACCAAAACAUUUUUAAAAAAAGUGAAUUAAUCAUAAAGCAAAAAAACACAUGAGUUGAAGACCAAUGAGAUUCUAACUUUUGGAAAAAAAAAUUGAAAUCGAAAAAAAAAAUUGAAAACUUUCCUUCCAGCUGAGAUGCCCGAGAAAGAACAGCCAAUCGUCGUCCAGUUCCACGGAAAAUCGAUCGAUCGGAAGGACUUCCUAUGGGAUGAAACGGCCGUCUUCUUUAGGGUAACAUAGUUGAAAGUCUAGAAAAAAAUGUUAACAGUACCUGAAAAUGGCCUUUAAGAGUAUAUUUUCAAUGGUUGGUCCGUUUUUGGCGACUUGAAAGGCCAGAAAUUUCUCUGCGCCCACCUGUUCUCUCGGACACCCUCUUAUUUUGCCUUGCUGUUUUCAUGUUUCUCUGACCUCAGCCGUGAGGGAACAGAGAGACGCAGACACUCGGAACCUGUCAAGUCGCGGAGGACGGACUAUCCUAGGAACUCCAGAAUGGUCCCUAUAGAGCCCUCGAAGUUUACCCUUUAGGGACUACUAUACUUUCCCUGUCGGUGUCAUUAAAGCAUGAGUGAGUGACCUCUAUAGGGGUUCAGGUUAUUGACCCAAAAGGAGACAUGAUAGUCGAUCAUUGUUUUGAACGCUAUAAGUUUUCCAUACCAAAAAAUAAAUCAAUUAGCGUUUCUGUAUGUAAAAAUAUCAACAGAAGAUGAUUUGAUAAGAUCCUAUAGGGAUCACUUGAGGUUUACGUUAGGGGCCUAGGGGGCAUUCUUUUAAACCCCUAUAGGGACCAUCUUAACUUUACCCCUAUAGGGGCAACUUUUUCGUCACUUUUUGGGGAUAUUUUCCCCCUAAACCCCUAUAGAAAGCACUGUGGCGUUCCUAAGCGAUUUUUCAAUGAAGAUUUCCAGGUUUUCCGGCUGGAAGAAGGCAAAGACGACGACAGUUUAGUGUUCCUUUACGAAAGCGAGGCAAUCAAAAACCAUUCCCAUCCUCAAUGGGCCGAGUUCCGAUUGGAUACUCAGGACGCGGCUGAUAACCGAAAUCGGUGAUUUUUGGAUAAGAUUCGUUCAAAAUAAGUGAAAGUAAGGAUUAGAAAGAUAAUUCCAAUGUUUUUGAGAAAUAAAAUUUUCGCCUUUCUUGCACCUGGUUUAAGAAAAAAACGCUCAGCGAAAUAUGGCCCUUUUUUUGUUUCAAAUGCGCUCCAAUGAAAAAUAACGGUAAUCCUCUAGGCUUCUGGAAAUCUGGGUAAUGUACCGAGACGUUGACGGAACCGAAGGCUACAUCGGCAAGUUCCUGACGACCUACGCCAAAAUGAAGUACGGACCGGGGCCGGACAACGUCUACAACGUCAUCAACGACGUCAAGAAGGCCCAGAAGAAGGUUUUCGGAUGGAAGAUUCAGGGAAAAUGAUCGAAUAUUGCAGAGUUACGAGCACAGCGGCAAAAUGGAGCUCGUCAAGUUCACCGACGUCUCUUUCUACUCGUUUUUGGACUAUGUUGUUAGCGGGUUGGUCUAAUUUUUAUUUUGACUUGAAAAAAUAGAACUUGGAGAGUUUGAUUUGUAGUCUACAUCGUCCAUUCACUACUACCUGGAGGCAAGAAAAAUGAUGAUAUACUCGAUUUUCCCCGACUUUAAAGGCGAGAUGGGUCAAUAAAAAUGAGAGAUAAAAAGAACGUUUUCAUUUUUGAUCGUUCAAUUAUGAUUUUGAAGACCAUAAAGCCUUCAAAGUUAUUGAGAAACUCAAAAAGGAGAACAGCUUUGAAAAAGGUGGCUCGAGUUUGAGUUUGAAUUGCCCGCCAAAAAAACCGCGUCGCACACGCAACGCUCCACCCUUGGCGAUCUACUUAUCUCGACUUCCAAUUUAGGAAUUUUUUUCUUUAAAAACGCCCUAUUCAACAUCAAUUUUAAGCGUAUUUAACAUCAGUUUCAGAAAAAAACUGCGCAUAAUUUACAUUUUUUUAUAAAAAGAGACUUUGAAGUAUUGUCCCGCAACGUUUUGACGCGCUGAAAAAAGCCUUUUUCUUGUCCCAAGCCAGAAAUACUCUUAAAAGAGCGCUUUAUCGAAGAACCUGAGAAACAAACUGAUCUUUCGUUUCUAGAACUCAACUCCAUUUUGAAAUCGCCGUUGACUUCUCUUCAGCCGAACCUGUUCACGAACUUGAUCAACGACGGUUUUCCUUCUAAUUUUUCUUUAAUUUUAUCUCGAAAUUUUCAGUUUUGACGGUGAACUUCACAUGGCCGUCAGAGCGAUCGGUGGGAUAAUUCGAGACUAUACUCCGUUUGUUUUUCCCAUAAAAAGCUAUUCAAAUUAAAAAUUACAGUAACCGACUGUUCCCGGCUUUUGGAAUCGGAGCGAAAAUCCCGCCUACGUUCCAUGAGUCCAACGAGUUUUUCCUGGUCAGUCUUUAGAGAUGAUGCUGGUCGCAUUUGGAAUGGCUUGAAGCGUUGCGGCCGCGUUUUUUUUUUGUUGGUCGAAAAGUAUCGGAUAUUUGGAAUUUCUAUAGUUUUUCCAAAAAAAGGCAGUAGAUCAAAAAAAAAAUCUUCAAUUUCUGAUGAGUUGUUUCAGACUGGAAAUCAUGCUUCUUGAAACCUUUUGUUAAACAUUUGAAGCACAAAAAAACAGACUUUCAUUUUCGAAAAAUUCCAGCAAUUUAAGGUCAUUUCAACGUUUCAGCCAGAGUUUUCAAAUUUUUUUUAAUAUUCUUACCUCGCUUAUAAACUCGAGGUGCGACAAAACGUUGCCAACCGUUUUUUCAUGGCAAAAACGGUUUUUUUUUUGUCCUAUACUUCGCGUUGAGACCUUUUUUUCGACCUUUUUUGGUUUUCGCAGUAUUUGAAAACAUCGAAUUGCACGGAGUACUGCGGAGGAACUUUGGGUUUGGAAGUUAAUUAUAUUUUCUGAACUCUUGGAAAUGGCUUUUCAAAUUCCAGUUUAGAUUUUUGAAAAUUAAAUCAAUUUUUCUUUCUUUCAAAAACCAACGUUUUUUUCUUUCUAGAACUUCUCCCUGGAUCCGAUUUGUCGCGGUUUGGACGGAGUGAUGGACUCGUACAAGAAAGCCCAAACUUUGGUCACGCCCACCAAGGAAUCGAAACUGGCUCCGGUCAUCAACUACGUUACGAGGUUUCCAACCUUCCUUUUUUGAAAUCUUUUUGCCUAAGAGCUGACGAAGAUUUUUUAAAUUUUUUGCGAGUUCAAUCAUUCAAUCAUUUUUAGUCAUGGAUUUAAUCGACUAGCCAGUGAACAAGAACUUUCAAAGUUAUAAAUAACAACCGCCCUUGGCGAACUAGAAGUCCAAACCUGUAGUUGAUCAAGUUGAAUGCAUGGUCUUCCGCUCCUAAGCAUAGUUCUUCUGUGCUUAGUCCAUUCAGUUGCGCCUUGAAGAGCUCAGCUUGUAGCUGAUGUUGUAGUUGGGGCCCGGAGAGCCUGCUCUAGGUGAAAGCCUCGAAAUGAGAUCAACCACUUCGAUUGAACAUUUAACACGAAUUGGACCUUCCAGAAUGUCGCAUCGAUCCGGAUUCCGCGGCCUCCACUACCAUGUUCUCGCGAUCUUCACCCGCGGAAGUGUCUCUGAUCUCAAAGUGAACCUGACAAUGACAUCAUUCUCACUCAAGUGAUCAUUCAGGACAUCCAACAAGCCGUUAAUGCGGCUUCGGAAGCACCUCUGUCUGUGAUCAUCAUCGGAAUGGGCGAAGGCGAUUUCUCAUCUUUGCAGAAGAUUUCUUCGAGGAAGAAAGAUGCGAAUGGGAAGCGUGAAUGUGUCGAGGUUCUUUUUACCCUUUUUUAAAUGGAAAUAUAAUAUCUGUUGACCCAGCUUUGAAAUCUGAAUUUUCAGUUUUUCCAAAUGAAGACGUUGCUGAACGGAGCGGAGACGCCGGCGCAAAACAAGUCGAGAAUCGCCGAAAGAGCUCUGAGAAACGUUCCGAAUCACUUGGUCCAUUUCAUGCACAAUGCCAAUAUUGCCGCCAAACCACCGAUUCAGGUUUCAGAUCGACAAUAUAUCGAAAUAACUAAUUCAAAAGUUUUGUUCGGGCUAUUUUGCUUAUUGUACAAGAAAAAACAAGUUGACGUUUUUCGGCUGGAAGUUUUUUGGGAUUUUUCGUCAGAAAGUUGUUGUGGAAGAGAAAAAGAAUGACUGUAAGAAAGGAAAUAAGAAUUUUUUGAAGUUCAAGUUUCCUAUUACUUCUCUUUUUCAAUAUGAUUUGGAAAUCAAAAAGAAAAAAAAUCAAGAUAAUUUUUCAGGUGUGCCGGUCCCCACUGUUCCACAGUUCCUCUCUGAUUCCUGACAAACCGACGCAAUUCUCCUUCGAGCCUGACUUCCCCAAUAAGGAGAAUCCGAUUCCAGCUCUGAUGCUUUCGCCGGACCUCUCUCCCAGGCCGAGGCCUGACCGAAGAGGCAGCGAUUCUCGUCAGUUUUUUUUUUCUCAGUUAGGCGGCCCCGUGAAGAAUCUGUUCCAAUAGACAAACCAAAAUUGCAGACCGUUUGAAAAAAAAAUGGAUUCACCCCGGCAAAAUUGUUUACCAUCACCGGGAAAUCUUUUAGUGGCCGCUAUAGGGUUUUGACGUUUUUGUGGCCACUAUAGUAGUCAAAUUAGUGGCCACUUAAGAAGUUAAAAAUUAAUGGCCACUAUAAAGAUCUAAGUGCUACUUCUAGACCACUAAAAACUUUAGUGGCCACUUUAGGGGUCAAUGGAUCCUGCCUCUAUAGUGGCCACUAAAAAUUUUCCCAGCAUUUCAAAAUAAUAUCGCAACUUUUGCUUUGAAGAAGUGGAUCUGAUGUUUAGAACAAAACAAAACAAAAGUUAGGGAAAACUUGAAUAUAAUUGUGUUCUUUUUCAGAAUAUUUGGACGUUGAGACGAUUCGUGGCGCUCUGACCGUUCGGAUACCAGAAAGGGCUCAUUCCGUCCUGCAGACGAGCAGAGAGCAGUACCAGCGACGGCUCAAGGAGCGUGGUCUUGCCAGGGUAAACAUUUUGAGAACAGUUCGAAAUUUUGAAAUUCAAGAAUAAGGUACAAAAAACUGAGCGAAGCUUGAGAAAGAUGCGGAGUGAGGAAAAAAUUCUCUAAAAAAAAAGUUGGGUGUACCCGUAGUGUAACCAGGGGCGUGCCCAGUUUAGUUUUUAAUUUUCAUUAAGUUAGUCUUUUUUUAGUUUUUUUUUUCUACCAAGAAGUAAUCUGUAGUUCACUUUUUAUAGAUUUAACAUUUAGAAAGAACUUUUUUUGAACAAAAAAAUAAUCUCUAACCAGCGGCCAGAAAGUAAACAUUUUACUAAUUUUUCGAUUCAAAGUUAUUUCCAGAUGAAGUUCCCGCGAGUGGAACUGAGCACAUUGGAGUCGAGCGGAGGGUCCACUCAAGACAGUUCAGUCUAA
Caenorhabditis auriculariae is the source of this 17557-nucleotide messenger RNA. Lineage: Eukaryota; Metazoa; Nematoda; Chromadorea; Rhabditida; Rhabditidae. The record is from the annotation of a GenBank genome assembly.